Leptidea sinapis is the source of this 1841-nucleotide messenger RNA. It is a transcript of the gene Rexo5, whose product is annotated as RNA exonuclease 5. Lineage: Eukaryota; Metazoa; Arthropoda; Insecta; Lepidoptera; Pieridae. The transcript is spliced from 2 exons. Gene Ontology annotation, cellular component: nucleus. The coding region runs from base 94 to 1824 and encodes 576 amino acids. The record is from RefSeq and is a predicted model, not a curated record. Gene Ontology annotation, molecular function: exonuclease activity; nucleic acid binding.
CCCGUGCCCCCGCUAUUUCCCUGUCUGUUUUGGGUUGUUUCAUGUUUGUGAUUUGUAUUGAAUAAGUUGAUAUUUAUAAUUAUAUAUAAAAAAAUGAGCGUUUUGGUUGCUUCGGACGAACCUUUGAAGAAAAAGCGAUGUAUACGUUAUCCAGAACCCAAUGAGAAGAGCCCGCAUAAAAAUAGCUCGAAUUAUGUUGGAAAAUUGAAUGGAAUCUCUAAACCUAAAUUUCGUUUAAAAAAUGCGGGAAAAUUUGCUUCAUUAUCACAAGAUUGUGGUGGAAGAUUGCCACUUGUUCUAACAGACAUUCAAAACUUACUUUUGCAUUCUUUUUUGGGAAAUCAAAAUCAUACUCAUCCAGCCAGAUGGUAUCAUUUUGAUAAUAGCAGUCAUAUAAGUCAAACAAUGUGCAUUAUUUUUGAAGGCAUUUCUAUAAAUCAUUGGAAAACAUUUAAAGAAAAGUCAAAGUUUGAUAAGCUGUUUAAUAAUUGUGUUGAAAUAUUUACACCAGCGAUAUAUAAUGGAUCCUUAGUUAAGGAUUUAGCUUUAGUACCCCUUUCUCAAACAGAGAAGGAAACAUUAAUACAGAAAUAUGGUGAUAUGAACUCAGCAAUGGAUGUGAGAAAAGAUAUAAUGAUGAAAGGUGAAUUUCUUACCAAUGGAGAAGAUACAUCAAUGAAUAAAACAAACCCUGAAUUAAAUAUAAAUGAUAAUUUUCCUAGAACAAAGUUAAUUUUAUCAUCAUAUCAACUUAUUGAAGAAAAUUUCCCUGUUCCACUAAAAGGAAAAUUCAAAAAAAUGUAUGCAGAUUAUGUAUUAUCUAAGAAUAAGUAUGAAGCAGUAACUCCCAAAUCUCCAAUGUUUGGACUAGAUUGUGAAAUGUGUAUAACAAAAGCUGGCUCAGAGCUUACAAGGGUGUCUGUCGUAAAUGAAAACUACGAAGUUGUCUAUGAGUCAUUUGUUAAACCAUACAAUAAUAUAACAGACUACUUAACUAGAUUCUCAGGAAUAACAGAAUCAUCUUUGUCAAAUGUGACAAAAAGGCUCGAGGAUGUUCAAAAUGAUCUUAGAGAGUUAUUACCCCCUGAUGCAAUUUUAAUAGGACAAUCAUUGAACUUUGAUUUACAUGCCUUAAAAAUGAUGCAUCCUUAUGUCAUAGACACUAGUUGCAUAUACAACUUUUCGGGUGAUAGAGGCAGGAAAACAAAGCUCAAAAUAUUAGCCAAAGAAUUUCUCAAUGAAGAUAUUCAAACUGGCAAGUCAGGACAUUGUUCUGCCGAGGAUGCAUUGACAGCCUUAAAACUUGUACAGUUAAAAUUAAGUAAAUGUAUAGAGUUUGGUGACUCGGUGCAGAAAAGAAGACAAUGCUUUAAAGAAAGAUUGAUUGAACAAGCGUCAAAACCAGAGUACGGUAUGUCAAUAUUCAAUCAUAUAAUUGAGCAAGAAAAAACCGCAUUGGUUGUCGGCUGUGAUAAUAUAACAGGCGACUAUCACUCAUAUCUAUCUCAAGCAAAGAAUAGUUUGAGCAAUCAUUUAAAAAAAAAGAAAUUAAAAAAGGUGAAGUUAUCUACAGUAGACACUGUGGAGGAAGUUAUAUCAACAGUGACUGAUACGGUCAAUGAUUACAAUUUCAUAAUGGCUCAUUUAAAAAUAGAUGACAGUGAACAUGAUGAUGUAUCACAGAAAAUAUCUGAAGUUGAUCGACAGAUAGAACACAUCUGGGAGAGUCUUAAUGAUGCCGCUCUGUGUGUUGUCAUUUUCGGUGGGACCACAGAAGACAAUGGUGUAGCUAUGAUUAAUAUUAAACAUAAUAAGUGUAAAUAAAUAUUUAACUAUAACAA